Messenger RNA from Microthlaspi erraticum, 1458 nucleotides. The record is from the annotation of a GenBank genome assembly. NCBI's taxonomy places the organism in Eukaryota, Viridiplantae, Streptophyta, Magnoliopsida, Brassicales, Brassicaceae.
AUGGAUUUGGAGAGUGAAAGCUCUGCGCUUGAGUCUGUUGAUGAUAAUGGUUUGAGCCAACAAGGUGCCAUCAACGUUGCCGAUGAUGAUGAUGGUCGGAGUUUGGAUAACGGUUCGUUCUCAGAUGAAAGUGUGAAACUUGUUUCGACUUCUUCACCGAGAAGAAGUACUGAGAACGAAACAAAUGUUGAAAUCGGUAAACCGAUGAAUUUUGAUUCCUACUCUCCGGUUUCAAAGGGGCGUGGUUUAAGAAAAUGGAGGCGGAUAAGGAGAGACCUUGUUAAAGACACGCCUGCGAACAUGGAGAAUAGUAAAGUUCUGAAGAGAGGGUUGUCUGGUUCUGCUCACUCACUCGGUAAACAAAUGGCGUUUCAGUCGCCGGAAGUCGAACAAGAGAGUCAGGGAUCUGUUGGGUCUGUGAACAUGAUGAGAAAUUCCGGUGAUGGGUUUGAGAUAUUUGGGAGUGGUUACGAUUCUAGGUUUGUGGCUGGGGUUGGUUUUUCAGCUGGUGUGGAUUUAGGAGAGGAUGAUGAUGAUCGGAGUAGCAAGUCCUCGACGGCUGCAAGAGCCACUAAGGCUAUUAGGUAUGAGAAGGCAGUGAUUAGAGGGAAAAGUCCGGGAGAGAUUAUUAAGAAGCAUAGAGGAGAAAGUGUUGAGAAAGAAGACUCUCAUUCCAGCUUGGAAUCUGACUCAAGAAAGCAGAGUGGGAGACUGAUGGACUACAAUGGAGAAAACGGCGAUGAAGUUGGAGAAACUUCGAAUAGAAAAGAUGAAGAGACGACAAACAAGAACGAUCUUUCUUCAGAGGAAUUAGCAGAGGCCAUGAAUGGUUUCCUCAACUUGCAAGAAGUUCUUGAGAAAGAGGUUCAGCGAUUUCAGGAGAUUGGGAAGGAACCAGUGCCACAACCUCAUGAAGGAGCUAAAGAAGUAAUCUCGCCUCGUUCGGAGAUUGUAGCUCUUGUGAACAAUGUUGAACAACUGGAGAUCAAGCUAGAGGAAACAAUGUCCAUGCUUGAGGUGAAAGAAUCACACAUCCGUGAGCUUGAAUCCACCACGAACCAAGACAAACAUUCAUGGGGAGGAAGAGGAACAGAGGCUGUGGUGGAAGAUAUCUUCCGGGAAAGAGUAGAGGCCGAGAUUGAAUAUCUGAUAUAUUCAAGAUCAAUUGAUAGUUUGAACAGUCAGAUGAAGCUGGUUGAAGAGCAAGAGUCGUUAGCAGAAGAGCAAGCUCAUGAGACGCUGAACAAGCUCGAAGAAGUAGAAACGAAGGCUGCAAAUCUAACGAACAGAGCUCAAGACAUGCAAAACGAGUGCGUAGAAGCCACUGGCACCAUCAAGAAGAGAGCGUGUAAGAUGACUUCAUGCUUCCUUAUACAGUUAGUAUUGUUGCUAACAGCAGUUUCGUUGUUCAUGUCUCAAUUGUUGCCGGAGUCGGAGGAUGUUGUUGUACCCACAUGA